Molecule: messenger RNA, 2624 nt
Organism: Piliocolobus tephrosceles (Ugandan red Colobus)
Lineage: Eukaryota; Metazoa; Chordata; Mammalia; Primates; Cercopithecidae
Gene: GALE
Product: UDP-galactose-4-epimerase
Exons: 11
Coding region: 1119-2201 (360 amino acids)
Biological process (GO): beta-D-galactose catabolic process via UDP-galactose, Leloir pathway
Cellular component (GO): cytosol
Molecular function (GO): UDP-glucose 4-epimerase activity
Source: RefSeq, a predicted model, not a curated record
GCCCCAAAUCCAUAGUGACUGGAAAUCAGUGGCUUUGGGCUUACUCAGGAGGCUGCUUGUAGCAGUUGCUGGCCAGAAUACCCGACAGGGUUGUUUCUGAGCUUUGCCUCUGUGACUGGGGCUAUUGCACAAGCUCCCCUGAGGGCACACUUGCUGCUUUGGACCUCGGUGGCCCGGCCUCUCCCUGGCUCUCAGGCCCGGGAGCGCUCACCUGUCGGUUCCCCGGGCUCUGCGGUCAGGCGCUGAUUCUCGGCUGCGGGGACACCUGUGCGCUCCUGCAUUUAGGGCGCCUUUGCUCUGGUUUCAUCACGCAGGAUGUCACAUUUAAUGCAUAUUAUUAUUUAGCUCUACUACUUUUCAUUGUAAACAAAAUCAUUUUCUAACCUGCCGUCGUGGCAGGCAGAGUGCAGAGCAUUCCCGGCAGGUGUGGACUGCGGCUGAGAGCCAAGGGCGCUGGAACCGCUAGUGUGGCCUGACAGCUUCCUCCAGCUCCUUGGUUUAUUUGCAGACUGGACUUCCGGCACCACGGCCCCCUGCGACCCUCUCCUGCCUUAGUCCCGUGGGAUCGGGUAGUUCAAGAUUUUGAAUUCAGGGUCUGGUAGACACCGGCAAGUUUGAAAACCUACGGGUCAGAGUGGGGCGGAGCCGUGGGCCCCCUACCCUCUGUCCCCUGUCCCCUCGGAAGCGCGGCCCUCUUCCAGGGGUUGGGACAAGCUGGCCUGGGGACCCGGGGCACCGGCAGGGACCCACCCGCUCCCGGGACCUGGCACCAGCUGCGCCCCUCGCGGGGUGGCACCGCCCACUUCCGCCUUCCGUGGGCGUGCGCCGCGCAGUCGCAGUCACAGCGCGGAGGUCUUUUGUCCUCCCGGCGUCCCCGUAGUGGCUGUAACCCGAGUGACACGUUUCCUUGGGGGCGUGGAGGAGCGAGGUCGGGAUGGGCCGUCAGCACUUAAAGGGCCCGCAGCUCGGGCGCAGGAGGCGGUUCCUCUGGAGCCAGUGCGCGGCGCGGGAACCCAAGCAGGACUCUCCACUCCUCAGUCACCUUGGAGAAAGAAGUGUGGAUCCUCAGAUUCCAUCUUUCCAACUCCAAGACAAGUGGAACUAGAAAAUAAGGUGCCAUGGCAGAGAAGGUGCUAGUAACAGGUGGCGCUGGCUACAUUGGCAGCCACACGGUGCUGGAGCUGCUGGAGGCCGGCUACUUGCCCGUGGUCAUCGACAACUUCCAUAACGCCUUCCGUGGAGGGGGCUCCCUGCCUGAGAGCCUGCGGCGGGUCCAGGAGCUGGCAGGCCGCUCUGUGGAGUUUGAAGAGAUGGACAUUUUGGACCAGGGAGCCCUACAGCGUCUCUUCAAAAAGCACAGCUUUAUGGCGGUCAUCCACUUUGCGGGGCUCAAGGCUGUGGGCGAGUCGGUGCAGAAGCCUCUGGAUUAUUACAGAGUUAACCUGACUGGGACCAUCCAGCUUCUGGAGAUCAUGAAGGCCCACGGGGUGAAGAACUUGGUGUUCAGCAGCUCAGCCACUGUGUAUGGGAAACCCCAGUACCUGCCUCUGGACGAGGCCCACCCCACGGGUGGCUGUACCAACCCUUACGGCAAGUCCAAGUUCUUCAUCGAGGAAAUGAUCCGGGACCUGUGCCAGGCAGACAAGACCUGGAACGCAGUGCUGCUGCGCUAUUUCAACCCCACAGGUGCCCAUGCCUCUGGCUGCAUCGGCGAGGAUCCCCAGGGCAUACCCAACAACCUCAUGCCUUAUGUCUCCCAGGUGGCGAUCGGGCGACGGGAGGCCCUGAAUGUCUUUGGCAAUGACUAUGACACAGAGGAUGGCACAGGCGUCCGGGAUUACAUCCAUGUCGUGGAUCUGGCCAAGGGCCACAUUGCAGCCUUGAGGAAGCUGAAAGAGCAGUGUGGCUGCCGGGUAGGAAGAGAAGGGAGAAAUGAGGGAGGGGAGGGACCAGAUCCAGGCAGAGAGGCCCAGAGGGGUGGUCAGUCCAGCUCCUUCCAUAAACCCUGUUCUCUGCGGGGCAGAUCUACAACCUGGGCACGGGCACAGGCUAUUCAGUGCUGCAGAUGGUCCAAGCUAUGGAGAAGGCCUCUGGGAAGAAGAUCCCGUACAAGGUGGUGGCACGGCGGGAAGGUGAUGUGGCAGCCUGUUACGCCAACCCCAGCCUGGCCCACGAGGAGCUGGGGUGGACAGCAGCCUUAGGACUGGACAGGAUGUGUGAGGAUCUGUGGCGCUGGCAGAAGCAGAAUCCUUCAGGCUUUGGCGCGCAGGCCUGAGGACCCUCCCCUACCAAGGACGAGGAAAAGCAGCAGCUGCCUGCCCUCUAGCCUCUGGCAGGAACCCAGGGCCCUGGAGCUGCUGGGGCCAAGCCAUGGCCUCCCCUACCUCAAACCCCAGCUGGGCCCGCUCAUCCCACCAGGCGUGAGGCCAAGGGCUCCACUGACCAGGAGGCCGAGGUCUCUAAGUCUUAUCUUCCACAGGGUCCAAGAGUUCAUGAGGACCACCAAGAGCGAGCGAGGGGGCAAGGCUCUGGAACAAAACCUCCCCUCCCAGGGACUCAUUUAUACUGCUCUGAAAGAGCUUUCCAAAGUAUUUAAAAAUAAAAACAAGUUUUCUUACACUGGG